ACCAGCAGAUACGAAACGGGUCCUUAGACCAAGAAUUAAGAAACGGUCACGUUAGACCAGAAAAUAACCGGGAAUUAGGAAAAGGUCACGUUAGACCAGGUGGUACGAAGGCCUAACAUACACCAUGUAUCCGAUGUUGGUCUUCGUCACAACCGUCGUUUGUUGCGGGAGUAGCAGGAGCUUCCAUUUCUGCUUCCAUCAUGAAAUCAGUCAUCUACUCAUGUAGCUAGUCGCUAGCUAAGUUAGCAUCCUGGGCAUCACUGGGAAUCAAAAAUAAAGGCGGCUUUGAGAGCACUGACUUGAUUAACCAAUGAUUUAACUUCAAGCUAGCACCACUGAUUCAACCUGCUCGCUUGGAGUCUGAGUUCCACCACAGUCCUCGACGUUGGUCUCAUGGUUCAUUUUUUUAUAAAGAUAUAUUUGAUUUUGUGGCGAGUAACGAAGGUUUCAGGGGAAAUGUAUUAGAGUAAAAGUAUCAGUUUUCUUUGCAAAAUGUAGUAACGUAACUUCGUUACUGUACACAACUGGAAUAGAGACUGGAAAUAAGAAACAUUCACAUUAGACCAGGAAAUAUGAAACGGUCACGUUAGACCAGGAAAUAAGAAUCGGUCACGUUAGACCAGGAAAUAAGAAACAGUCACAUUUGUUACCGAAAAGACACAACAAUAGCAUGUGUCAAAUAAAACAAAUAAUGCAGUUAAGUUAUUAUAAGUAUCAUAACCUCAGCGAAACGUUUACAUUUGACCUCAUCUGUUUUCCAGCUUCUCAACCCAAAUUUCAUCCAGGAAGGCAAUAAAAGCAUCUGAAAUACUGAAUAGCAACUGUCAUCCUUCCGUGUGUAACACUGUAAUACCCAUUUUGGCCACAAGAGGCUGACGUGAACCAUUCCAGGCGAAAUAUUCAGACGAUGGCUCCAGAGUUCCUCGUCGCUCUGUCGGACGUGGUGUGUGCGUUCGGGGAGACCGUGGUCCUCUGCUGUAAAGUGUGUGGACGACCCAAACCCUCCGUCACCCUGAAGGGCCCCGACCAGAACCCCGUGACCAGCAACAACCGCUUCACCAUCGACAUCAGGGACACAGGCGACAUCUUGUUGAAGAUCUGCAAUCUGAUGCCUCAGGACACCGGCAUCUACACCUGCGUAGCCGUUAACGACCACGGCUCCGCCUCCUCCUCCGCCUCCAUUAAAGUGCAAGGUGACGGUCACGGAUUAAAAGGAGCAUUUCACCUUAGUCAGCGCUAGAUUAGUUUUUCUCAGAUGGGUAUAUAUUUAUAUAUAUAUUUAUAUAAAUAUAUAUAUAUAAAUUUAUAUAAAUACAUAUUUAUA
Molecule: messenger RNA, 1324 nt
Organism: Cyclopterus lumpus (lumpfish)
Lineage: Eukaryota; Metazoa; Chordata; Actinopteri; Perciformes; Cyclopteridae
Product: kalirin-like
Exons: 4
Coding region: 908-1240 (110 amino acids)
Source: RefSeq, a predicted model, not a curated record